UAUCCACUAAAAUUGGAGCCACAUAGCAGCUUUCUGCGAGAAACAUCGCCUCACAAAUCGGACAUAUCGAAUUGGCGAUCCAGCUGCACUAGUGAUCACAGAUCCUUAAUUCCCACUGGUCUGCCUACCUGUAGCUUCACUUCCGGUGGCCAAGAGAUCUCCCACUUCCCGAUUGACACUUCUCGCCCUCCCAUCGGUCACUCUCCAGCACAACUGACUCGCAUAGACCUGCCUCUUUCCACCUGCGUCGGAUCUGUCUCCAGCACAUCUCCGGACAUGGCCAACAUGGUCAUUUCCCACGCAGCUUUGUGCUCUUCAUCGAAUAUCAGCGCUCCAACCUCCAGCCACGUCCCACAGGUAGAUCAUUACAGGCCCGACUGUCUAAUUAUGCAUAGGACAAAGAUGGGGUCGGAUGCCGCGUAUGCUAGAGACCUGUUGGCUAUCAACAAUAAUGACUCUCAUUUAGAUCAAUUGAUGUCAUCAAAUGGAAUCUCUGCCAGCAUAGCAACGUCAAAUGUCAACGCUACAACCCCCAAUAGCACGCCCUCAUCUUCUCGAUCAUCGUCCUCUUCUUCCUCGGAUUUCUUAACACAUCUGCCCACAUUUCAGGGUUUUGCCGCUCCAGGCCAGCCUCGAGACCUUUCUCCAAAACCCCUUCGACGCGAACAGUCGCCGUUCACGUGGUCCUCCAGCGUACAUAUGCCGCAGGGCACUGCUACUUUUCAUCAAAUCGACUUGCAUCCAGUGCAUCAUGUGACUGUGAACGAGACAAAUCGGGUUCCAGGCUGUCCGGACGACAUUGAUCUCAGCCUGGUUAGGCUCGAGCAGGAGGAAGACAAAAGCGAAGGGGAGGCUGUGCUCUCGGGAUACCACCAAGUGGAGGAAGGAAAGGAGGUGGGUGAAGAGGAAGACGAAGAGGGAGAGGAGGAGGAAGAAGAGGAAGAUGAGGAAGAAGAGGAAGAUGAGGAAGAAGAGGAAGAUGAGGAUGAGGUUGACGAUGAUGAUGAAGAGGGUGAGGAUGAGUACGAAGAGGAAGAAGGCAAGGGAGAGGCGCAUCGCUGUAUCAGCCUUCCCGCAGAUUCCUACUGUUCAAGAGGCGCUUCAUACCUCGGCUUCUACGCGGAUCCGACAAGUGGGACGCACCAAAUGGCUUGUCUUCCUCCGGGUCUUAACCAGGUCCUCGACGGCCAAACGGGCGUGCAGGCCUUACGUGCCUUAGUCGGCCGGCUGCCGGGCGGCGCUGGCUGCUCCGGUACCGACGACUCAGCAUUCCCGUCCAGCCUCAACACAAACUCGACAUGGUCUCGAGGCGACGAUCUGACCCGGUCGGCAUCCAUCGCCGUCGCCGCCGGCGGGAUUCCAGGCCAGCUGAGACUGACCGAGCCUGGAGACCAGACACGAGGCCUGAUGGCGGUCGAGUUCAUCUGUGCCGAGGUCGUCGAAGAGGUCGGCUCUCGGGGUCGUCGCGACUCGACCUCCUCGUCUGCCUCCGACUCCCUCGUGGGGCUCACGGACGGUGCACUGCCGCUCUCGACUUCCUUCGUCUCGCCGUGCCAACCGCUCGGCGAACCCACGCCCACAAUGGUCAAACUGCAAGCAAAGUUGCCGGGCUAG
This is a messenger RNA of Protopolystoma xenopodis, 1614 nucleotides long. The record is from the annotation of a GenBank genome assembly. Lineage: Eukaryota; Metazoa; Platyhelminthes; Monogenea; Polystomatidea; Polystomatidae.